Fragaria vesca subsp. vesca is the source of this 954-nucleotide messenger RNA. Its product is annotated as prolyl 4-hydroxylase subunit alpha-1-like. The record is from RefSeq and is a predicted model, not a curated record. Gene Ontology annotation, molecular function: procollagen-proline 4-dioxygenase activity; iron ion binding; L-ascorbic acid binding. The coding region runs from base 1 to 885 and encodes 294 amino acids. Gene Ontology annotation, cellular component: endoplasmic reticulum. Gene Ontology annotation, biological process: peptidyl-proline hydroxylation to 4-hydroxy-L-proline. The transcript is spliced from 8 exons. NCBI's taxonomy places the organism in Eukaryota, Viridiplantae, Streptophyta, Magnoliopsida, Rosales, Rosaceae.
AUGAGACCCAAAUCCCUCAACGGGAAUUGGAGCUCCAGGUUGAAGUUCAAAGCCAAGCUCCGAUUACCCACCGUCGUCAUUUUGUGCUCCUUUUGCUUCAUUGCCGGCUUCUUCAUCUCCUCUCUCUUCUAUCAGGCAUGUAAAGAUGUAGAUGGUGGUGGCAGUUCACCCAGAACGAGGCUGCUGGAAACCGAGUACGAAACGAUGCCGUUUGGGGAGACUGGAGACGGGUCUUUAACUUCAAUGCCCUUCCAGGUGUUGAGCUGGUAUCCAAGAGCGUUAUAUUUUCCUAAUUUUGCUUCUGCGGAGCAAUGUGAGACUAUUAUUGAUUUGGCAAAGCCGGAGCUUAAACCCUCGACGUUGGCUUUGAGAGAUGGAGAGACUGAGGAGAAUACAAAGGGGAUUAGAACAAGUUCUGGGAUGUUUCUUUCGGCUUCUCAAGACAAGUCUGGGACUUUGGAUGUCAUUGAGGAAAAGAUUGCAAGAGCAACAAUGCUUCCCAGGACUCAUGGAGAGGCAUUCAACGUCUUGCGUUAUGAGAUUGGGCAGAAGUAUAAUUCUCAUUAUGAUGCUUUCCACCCAGAUGAAUAUGGUCCACAGCCAAGCCAAAGGGUUGCAUCAUUUUUGUUAUAUUUAACCGAUGUUAAAGAAGGCGGGGAAACAAUGUUUCCGUAUGAGAGCGGCUUGAACCUGGAUGGAAAACAUGAUGCUCAUGAAUGUAUGGGUUUGAGAGUGAAGCCACGCAGAGGAGACGGUCUUCUGUUUUAUUCUUUGCUCCCUAAUGGUACAAUUGAUCCGUUAUCAAUACAUGGGAGUUGCCCUGUAAUCAAAGGCACAAAAUGGGUGGCUACAAAGUGGAUCAGGAAUCAAGUACAAGAGGAUUAAAUAGUUGUAGUAGUCAACACGGUGAACACACAGUAAUGUGAGUGCAAUGCUCAAAUUUUCAUCUUCACU